This is a messenger RNA of Ricinus communis (castor bean), 1130 nucleotides long. RefSeq lists its product as uncharacterized. The record is from RefSeq and is a predicted model, not a curated record. Lineage: Eukaryota; Viridiplantae; Streptophyta; Magnoliopsida; Malpighiales; Euphorbiaceae. Bases 1 to 882 code for a protein of 293 amino acids. The transcript is spliced from 3 exons.
AUGGCUGCUUCUUCAUCAAAACAACUAAGGGAGCAUCUCCAAGAGCAACAGGAACCCUUUAUAUUGGACAUUUAUCUUUCAGAAAGGAUGGUGUUGAACAACCACCAAAGAAGACUAUCAAGGAGCAAUUUGAAGAAGAGGAUUUUCAGCACCAAAAAGAUCCUGAAGUUAAUAUUAUACAAGUUCAUUCGCCCUAAUCUCGGCCGGCAGGAUUUCAACUGCCACAAAGCUCACAGACAUGGACUUGCUUCUGAGACAACCGAACAACCACAGCAGAUUGGAGCGUCAAAAAGGCAGAUACAAAUACAGAAGAUAAUAAGAAACUCGACACAAGAUCAACUACUGAGUGAAGCUACAUCAUCAAACACAGGAUGUCAAGAUGAUGAAGAAGAGGAUGACGCAUCAACAUCAAGCACCGCUUUGACCAAAAAUGUUGAGGAAGACUCCAUAUUUUCGUCUUUUCUAUGGGAUUUACUAGUUAAGACUCUGCUUGAGAAGCAGAAUCAACCUGGAUUAAUGGAUGUACAGAAGAUGACUUGUCUUGAUUUUUCUGAACUCCUGAAGAACAAGAGGGCAUUGCAGCAAACCAAGCAGCUUCUAUUUGAUUGCAUAAAUGAAGCCAUAAAAAUACAUGAUACGAAGAGUAGGAAUAAGAAGUAUAAUCGAGAAUUCAUGGGCUUACAAGAACAUGGAAACGUCAUCUAUGAGCAAAUUUGCUCAUGGGCAAACCAAAAUUCAGCCCAAAAGACAAAAUUUGAUGUCUCCCUCGUAGUAGAAGGUUGGGAAGAAAUGAAGCGACUAGACAGGAAGAUAGGGACACAGAUAGGAGAUGCAAUCAUGGAUGAAAUGACUCAGGAAGUAAUUGGUCUCUUCUUUCAGUAAAGAACUGUGCACCUUGUCAGUUCAACCACCACGAAAAUUAGGAUGGUUCACCUGCUAAGGCUGUCCUUUAAUUGAAGAUAGCUAGGAUUGGUUCAACUAUCAUGUUCAAUUAUCAAACAGCUGAACAUCAGCUAAACUAAAAGGAUUUCAGCCAUUUAAUUUAAGCUACUUAGUUGCAGGAGUUCAAAAAACAGCAUAAAUAAAUCCAUUUAUAGAUCAUUUAUAAAUCUGAUUAUGAAAUUUAAUAG